Lates calcarifer (barramundi perch) is the source of this 2349-nucleotide messenger RNA. It is a transcript of the gene glrx5, whose product is annotated as glutaredoxin 5 homolog (S. cerevisiae). The coding region runs from base 127 to 597 and encodes 156 amino acids. The transcript is spliced from 2 exons. The record is from RefSeq and is a predicted model, not a curated record. Lineage: Eukaryota; Metazoa; Chordata; Actinopteri; Centropomidae.
CCGCCUCUUAUCGUAAGCUGUGAAGUGUGUCGACUGACUGACACUACUGCGGCUUGUAGACAAGCAAGUUCUUUAGUUUCUAUGACAGUUUUCCUCUUUAUUUAAAAAUAUAACUAACCAAAGACCAUGAACAGUUUAAUAAGAUCGACUGCUCGGUGUCUUCGGGCUGGGGCAGCAGUCUACUUGCCCAGACAAGCCGACGGACGUGUGUUGGCGGCCUCGGCCAGGCUCUUGUGCGCGGCGGCGGACCUCCAAAAAGACCUUGGUAACAUGGUGAAGAAGGACAAAGUGGUGGUGUUUAUGAAGGGAACGCCGGCACAGCCCAUGUGCGGCUUCAGUAAUGCCGUGGUUCAGAUCCUGCGGAUGCACGGUGUGGACGACUAUGCCGCGUACAACGUGUUGGAGGACCAGGACCUCAGAGAAGGAGUCAAGGUGUUCUCCAACUGGCCGACGAUCCCUCAGGUGUACUUCAACGGCGAGUUUGUGGGAGGCUGCGACAUCCUGCUCCAGAUGCACCAGAACGGAGAUCUGGUGGAAGAGUUAAAGAAGCUGGGUAUCCACUCUGCACUGCUGGAAACUGAGAAAGAAUCCAAGUAGAGGUUGAGUAUAAACUUCUAACAGCUGACAAGACAGAGGACACAUUUAUCAGGUUGACCCCCCCCUCUCAGAUGAUCGUAUAUGAACCAACACUCUAGGCAGCCAUGAGCAAAACGGACUCAGGCUGCAGAUGAUAAGUGACGAUUAUAAGCAGUUUCGGUGGCAGCACUGUAUCUUGAAUCAAGAACAUUUAUGCUUUACCAUGUCCCAUACCCAUAAACAGUUUAGAGUGUGAUACAGAACUCCUGCUGCACUGCUUAUAAACUGUUCAUGUCCCAUAAAUUUGUUCAGAUUAUGUACCUAACAGGGGAACACUUUAAUCUUAUAAGAAGAAAAGAGUGGACAAUGUCUUCACAGGGAUUCAGAAUCAGUUUUACCUACAGUAAAUCUGUACCACAUUUCUCACUUUCUCUUAAAAGCUGCAGUAACAAUAACAAAAAGGUGCGGGCCGGAAAACCAAAACAAUGAACUCAAAGACACUAUAAAACUCCACAGAGCUGAGGGGGAAAGCAGGGUGGGGUGAUAAAUCUCUGUGGGUUCAUCAUUAAUGAGUAACUCCCUUCAAAUUACACAGUCUUUUGAUCCAUUGUUAAAAUACCAACCAUAGCAGCAUUAAUAUUUCCUUAUCACUUCACACAGGGAAAGUGUGGAUUUUUGCCCUGUAGUUUCUGUUAUAUCAACAAAACUCUUUUUUUCCCCUAAAAGAUAUAGUAAAAAACAAAAUAUUAAAAAUCCAUAUCAGCAUAGUUGUUUGGAAUCACAAGCAGUUUGGGUUAAAUACAGCAAUGAACGUCCAGCUGUAACCCCACUGUUGGAGAAACCAUUUCACAUUGAGGUUGGACUUCUACUGUGUCAGGUUCCCUACCUAUGCUUUAAUGGGUUUAAACAAGAAUGCUGGUAACCUGUCUCAUCCUGCCCUUAAAAACAUCCCUGCUACCUCUAUUGUCCACCCAUUUUCUCAAGCCACAGUCAGUUCAAGACCAAACGACCUUGAGGGUGUAGCGAGUCUAAGAUCUUUAUAAAGCUGCUUGGGUCAUAAAAGGAAAAGAUGUCAUCACACCAGAUUCCAAAUGCACUGCCUGUACAUACAGUAUACUAGAAGGAAGGACAAAGAGGGGAUAACACUGUGAUUUCCACAUGUUUAUAUGUUAGGGAUUAACAAAGGUGGUGUGGGUUUCUAAUAAUAUAAAGAUGUUUUAAUGUAAAUGCCAUGUUAGCUUUAUAGUUGAGGUAACAACAGACACAGACCACACCUCACUGACCUCAUUACACACAUGCACUGUCAAAAUGGCUUUGAAGGAACCAACACCAUUGUCCCCUAUUUGUUCUUCCUGCCAGGAACCACAUAUAAGAUGUGUCCCCUCUGUUUUAAUGUCUACACCCGCUGAAACUCAACAAACAUACCAUACUUUUUACCUUUUUCCUGAAGAUGACUGAUUUACUGCACAUCUGGACAAAUGGGAGCAGUUCUAUUUAAAGCUUGUGGAGUAUGUUCCAGUCUGUUAUCUGUCACUGAAGGAAAAGGAGUGUUUUAUAUUUUGGAGGUUAAAGUGGGGAGUGUUUUUGUUUUGAGUUCUCACUGAGCCUAAGAAUCCCAUAGUUGAUGUUCUCCCUGCUGCACACAGUUGUAUUAUCAAAGCAUUGGUCAUGUAGUACACUGUAAGAUAUUGUAUAUUGAAAGCAUAAUAUUAAUUGUAUUUUAGCUGCAUGUAAACCCUGCACCAAUUAAAUAUUUUGUGACACAAACAACAA